Messenger RNA from Phytophthora infestans T30-4, 1191 nucleotides. RefSeq names its product 12-oxophytodienoate reductase, putative. Bases 1 to 1191 code for a protein of 396 amino acids. Gene Ontology annotation, molecular function: FMN binding; oxidoreductase activity. NCBI's taxonomy places the organism in Eukaryota, Oomycota, Peronosporomycetes, Peronosporales, Peronosporaceae. The transcript has a single exon. The record is from RefSeq and is a predicted model, not a curated record.
AUGGCUCCCUACGCGAACACCACCACCGUCCCCAGCCUCUUCUCUGCUGUCACCCUCGGUGGAAAGGAAGACCCUGUGCAACUCAAGCAUCGCGUCGCCCUGGCUCCGCUCACUCGUGUCCGCACAGGUGACGCUGGCACGCCGACGGACCUGGUUGUCCAGUACUACGAACAGCGUGCAACCGACGGGGGACUACUCAUCACCGAGGCCACGAACAUCAGCCCCACGGCUCGAGGUUACUUCGGCGCUCCUGGUAUCUUCAACCAGAACCAGAUCGAGAGCUGGAAGCCCGUGACCAAGGCCGUCCACGACAAAGGCGGCAAGAUCUUCAUGCAGCUCUGGCACACAGGUCGUGUGGGCCACCCACUCAACCAACCCAAUGACCAACUACCUGUGUCCUCAAGCGCUACAAGUUUUGUCAAUGCCAAAAGCCGGAGCGUCACUAGUGAGGGUCGCAAGGAUUACGUGACGCCUCGAGCUCUCGACAUUUCGGAACUCCCUGGCGUCGUUGCUGACUAUAAACGUGCCGCAGAGAACGCCAUCGCUGCGGGUUUCGACGGCGUCGAAGUCCACGCCGCCAAUGGAUAUCUCCUCGAGCAAUUCCUAUGUGACCGUGUCAACUCACGCAAGGACAAGUAUGGCGGUAGCAUUGAGAACCGCGCGAGGCUUCUCUUUGAAGUGCUCGAGGCUGUGCUAUCGAGUCUACCGUCUAGCAAGGUUGGCAUCCGCCUGUCUCCGUUUGGAGAGACUUUCGGCUGCAGUGACUCCAACCCGCGUGAGACCUAUGGCUACGUCGUGAACAAGCUAAACGGCUACGAUCUGGCCUAUCUGAGCGUUAUUGAGCGUCGCGGAAUGCAUACUGACAAAAUCGAUGCUCCUGAGGGCGGGAUAGCCCGCCACUUCCGCAGCGUAUACAACGGAGUACUUAUAACAGCUGCGGGAUAUGACCGCGCCGAAGCCAUGCAAACCGUCGAGGAUGGAGUGGCCGACAUCGUAGCCUUUGGACGCGACUUCAUCUCGAACCCAGACCUCGUCGAGCGUCUGCGCGCGGACGCGAAGUUGACGCCGUACGACCGGAAGACGUUUUACCUUCAGCCCGACAUGCCACUGGAAGCGGGUUACACGGACUACCCGUUCCUCGGCGAGGAGGACAAAGGUGCUCGUUCAAGCGGCUUCGUCUGGGAGGCGUAA